GCGGAAAGUUGCAAUAGUCAGCUGGUUUUUAAAGCCAGACGAGCGUCGCUGUGUCGUGAGAAGAGCCCCGAACUUCGUGUUCUUUCGCGGUUUCUCGUCGUCGUUUCUCCUGCUGGAACAAACCCGCUGUUUCUCUUGAUUUUUUCCGUUUCCAGGACGCCCUCCCGUGUGUGUGUGAGUUCGGCCUCUCUGUCGCAGUCAGCCUCUCCGCUCGCGUGUACGUACACCUGACAUACGUGCGAGGCAGUUCGCUUCUGUUCCUUGAACUUUCGUUUCCCUCGUUCCCUUCUCUUCUGCACAAAAUGGCGCCCCGAGGCGAAGCAGCAGCCCCAGAGGGGGACGCGGAAAUGGGAAUCAUCUACAAAGUCUCUGGCCCGCUGGUUCUGGCCGAGCAAAUGAGUGGAACGAAAAUGUAUGAACUCGUGCGUGUCGGCUGGCAGCGACUUGUCGGAGAAAUCAUUCGUCUUGAGGGCGACAAAGCCUUUAUCCAAGUUUACGAGGAGACCGCUGGUCUUUGCGUAGGCGAUCCUGUGCUGAAGACCGGGAAACCUCUUUCCGUCGAGCUGGGACCUGGUCUUCUUGACAACAUUUUCGACGGAAUUCAGCGCCCUCUCGAGCGCAUCGCACAAGUCGCCCAGAGCGUCUUCGUCCCCAAGGGGGUCGAUGUGCCUGCUCUGGACCACAAGAAACUUUGGGAGUACAAUCCAGUCGCCAACGUUCAAGUCGGCGAUAUCCUGACCGGUGGAGAUAUUAUCGGAACCGUACACGAGAACAAUCUGUUUCUGGAGCACCGCAUCAUGAUUCCCCCCAAGAUUCAAGGCAAGGUCUCCUGGAUCGCCCCUGCAGGCUCGUACACAGUCAAGGACACGAUCAUGACUCUGGAGUAUCGCGGCGAGCAAAUUCCGAUUCAGAUGGCUCACGACUGGCCAGUCCGAGAGCCUCGUCCCUGUCUCGAAAAACUCUCGGGAAACACACCGCUUCUCACUGGGCAGCGUGUGCUCGACUCUCUCUUCCCCACGGUUCAGGGAGGAACUUGCGCCAUUCCUGGAGCCUUCGGGUGCGGGAAAACAUGCAUUUCCCAGGCGCUGUCAAAGUACAGCAACAGCCAGGUGAUCAUUUACGUCGGCUGCGGCGAACGGGGGAACGAAAUGGCAGAAGUUCUAACGGAGUUUCCAGAGCUCACGACGGUGGUUAACGGCCAGGAAGAGGGCAUCAUGCAGCGCACCUGUCUCGUCGCAAACACCAGCAACAUGCCUGUCGCUGCCCGUGAAGCCUCCAUCUACACCGGGAUCACCUUGGGAGAGUAUUUCCGCGAUAUGGGUUACCAUGUGGCUAUGAUGGCUGACAGCACAAGUCGCUGGGCUGAGGCGCUUCGUGAAAUCAGUGGACGGCUUGCUGAAAUGCCAGCUGACAGUGGCUAUCCCGCCUACCUUGGCGCGCGUCUGGCGUCUUUCUACGAGCGUGCGAGCCGUGUACGCUGUGUGGGGUCUCCGGAACGCGAAGGCAGCGUGACGAUUGUCGGCGCUGUCUCGCCACCAGGAGGAGACUUCUCUGACCCUGUCACCACGUCCACGAUGUCCAUCGUACAAGUUUUUUGGGGUCUCGACAAGAAACUUGCCCAAAGAAAACACUUCCCCUCCGUGAACUGGACAACUUCGUUCUCCAAGUACAUUCGUGCGCUGGAGCCGUUCUUCGAUUCCUACGACGCUGAGUUUAGCAGUCUUCGACAGAAAAUCUCUGACAUUCUUCAGCAAGAAGCCGAGUUGACGGACAUCGUCCAGCUUGUCGGCAAAGACUCGCUCUCCGAGGAUCAAAAACUGAUUCUGGAAGUCGCACGAAUUAUUCGAGAAGAUUUCCUCCAGCAGAACGCGUUCUCGGACUACGACUACAUGUGCCCUCUGUAUAAGACCGUCGGCAUGAUGCGCACCAUCUGUCACUUCUACGAUCAGUGUCUGCGCGUCAUGCAAGAAACAAGCGGCAGCGAGCACAAAAUCGGGUGGGGUACAAUUUACAACACGAUGCGGCCGACCAUCAGCAGAAUCACCAGCAUGAAAUUCUUGCCGCCGACGACUACGGAGGCGCAGGCGAAGCAGCAUUUCAAGCAGCUGAGUGACGAGAUCACCUCUGGCCUCCGGGGUCUCGUUGAGAAAUAAAGAGGAAACUGAAAAGGCGUCAAAGGGUAGCGGAAAUUUUCUCCCGAGCCUGUCUGGGGCAUGCGGGUGUCUGUCUGCUCUCUGUAGACCUUCGUGCUGUUGAUGGAUUUUCGAUCCGGAGACAAGAGGUCCCUGUGGUUUAGCUGGGUGCGUCUGCUUGGAGAAAAAGCGAAGCUUUUUUGGGUUUCGCGGCGACAGAGGCGAGCGC
Molecule: messenger RNA, 2361 nt
Organism: Toxoplasma gondii ME49
Lineage: Eukaryota; Apicomplexa; Conoidasida; Eucoccidiorida; Sarcocystidae
Product: vacuolar ATP synthase subunit A, putative
Exons: 15
Coding region: 303-2153 (616 amino acids)
Biological process (GO): proton transmembrane transport; ATP metabolic process
Cellular component (GO): proton-transporting V-type ATPase, V1 domain
Molecular function (GO): ATP hydrolysis activity; ATP binding; proton-transporting ATPase activity, rotational mechanism
Source: RefSeq, a predicted model, not a curated record